Molecule: messenger RNA, 2546 nt
Organism: Pygocentrus nattereri (red-bellied piranha)
Lineage: Eukaryota; Metazoa; Chordata; Actinopteri; Characiformes; Serrasalmidae
Gene: rab21
Product: RAB21, member RAS oncogene family
Exons: 7
Coding region: 226-888 (220 amino acids)
Biological process (GO): Rab protein signal transduction
Molecular function (GO): GTP binding; GTPase activity
Source: RefSeq, a predicted model, not a curated record
CAAGCGUAUGACGUCGCAGAGGACGCCAUUAGGCUGGGCCACAGACAGGAGACUGAAAGAGGCGAGAUACAGAUUUGGCUUUCGGUGUUUUCCGCCGAGCAGGGGAACGUCACCCCUCGUUUUCCAUUUCAACUUACAUCUUUGUAGAAAUCUCAUGUAACCCCGCGGAAGGAGCGUAUCUGGUUUACCGUCUCACCGAGCUGAAGAAAGGCUUCUUCCUUCGCUAUGGCGGCUGGCGGAGCAGCAGGCAGUAACAAAACAUACUCCUUCAAGGUGGUUUUGUUAGGGGAAGGAUGCGUCGGCAAGACAUCGCUGGUGCUGCGGUACUGUGAAAAUAAAUUUAACGACAAACACAUCACCACCCUUCAGGCCUCAUUCCUUACAAAGAAACUCAACAUCACAGGAAAGAGAGUUAAUCUGGCUAUUUGGGACACUGCUGGACAGGAGCGGUUUCAUGCUCUUGGGCCAAUCUAUUACAGAGACUCCAAUGGAGCCAUCCUGGUCUAUGACAUUACAGAUGAAGAUUCUUUCCAGAAGGUGAAAAACUGGGUGAAAGAAUUAAGGAAAAUGCUGGGGAAUGAAAUAUGUUUAUGUAUAGUAGGUAAUAAAAUAGAUCUGGAAAAAGAGAGACAUGUAUCAGUGGAAGAAGCUGAGAGCUAUGCAGAGUCAGUUGGGGCAAAACACUAUCACACAUCAGCGAAAUUGAACAAAGGAAUUGAAGAACUGUUCCUUGACCUGUGUAAAAGAAUGAUGGAGACAGCUCAGGUGGAGGAGAGAUCAAAGGGGAACGGGGCAAAUAAUGCAAGCACAGGGCGGAGAGGUGUUCAGAUCAUUGAUGAUGAGCCCCAGGCUGCUACUGCUGCAGGAGGCUGCUGUUCAUCAGGCUAGGAACCCUCUCUCUUUCCCCCUUUCCCUCUGCCCCCUUUCUUUUUCACCCUCUCCCAACUUCUCCUUUUCUCUCCCAAAAGACUGCCACUCAUCAUCCUCCUCUGGUUAUCUGCUUGGUGAAGUCACACACUUCAGCGGGUGUGUUUUUUCGCAGUGAUUAAUCCAUUUGAAAAGCUGCAAAAGCUGGUGGACCUUGUCAGUUGCUCCUGACCAUGGCAGUCUGUUGCCAAAUGCCAAAGGCCAUCAAAUGCCCUACACAUGCUCUUUCUCUGACUCUUUAACAGCACACUGUCCUUACAAUCUGACUUUUCAGGCUUUCUUUUCUUUUGCAAGGUUGUUGUACAUGAUGGGUUGAUUUCUGUGAAAGCAUUGUUUUCUUUUAGUUAAAAGAUGAUUAUUUAAUAACUUAAACAUAUACACUGAAAUCUUAAGUCCUCUGUACUUGUGGUAAUUAGUGAGCUUUCUGUCUUUCUGUUUUCCUUCAAAACAAAACCCUCCCCACUGUUCCCCCCUUUGAUUCAUCACUAAUCAGAACUUUUAUUAAACUUGCUCUCUACUUGUCUUUUGGACUUGUAUGUACAACAAAAGAAAAAAUGUACUAUACAUAUUGAAUAUUUUAUCUGCUUUUACAACUAUUUGGGAAAUCCUACAUACAACCACUUGCAAAAGUAUUCAGACCCCAAUAGAGUUUCUAAAGUUUGUUGCCAGUUAUGCAUACACAUUUAUUUUAUUAAUUUUUCUUUCAUAAUCUCCAUGCACAUGGUCAGACUUUAAGAAAAAUAAACAGUAGUAAAAAUGAAAUCUGCAGUUUUCUUGGCUUCAUAUUAAUGUAGAGUAAAGGAACUUUUACAUUUUGUCCAAACUAGCACUUUUCUACACAUUGCAUGGAUGUGGUGUGUUUUUUUUUUUAUAUACUUGUCCCAGGUUGCCAAGGUGGACCUUGAUUUUCUUCAACGGUUAUUGAUUAUGAAUUAAGGCAGUUUUCGUUUCUUCUCGCAUUAAAAGAAGCAUCUGAAGCGGUUUCCUUAAAAUGUGGUGCCCGGUGACCCUGGGAAAAUGGUUACAACCACUAUUGCCUUGAAUACAAAAAGUAACACACACACACACACACACACACACACACACACGUACGUGCGAAAAUAGUAUAAACCUGUAGCAAAUUUGACUGAGCGCUUGGGUCUGAGUACUUAUGCAAACAACAUUUUUCAGCAUGUCAUGAUGCGUAAAAUGGAGGGUAUUUCAUGAGGGGCGUUUAUUUUUUUUUAUUUUUUAAUAUUUUUUUGCUGUUCUGUCUUUAUAGAAGAAAAUGUAAGGGAUGUCUCUUUUGAACAGUCUUGAUUUUUGGCUAAAAAUAUCCAGCUAACUAGGAAAGCUGCUUUGUGAAAUACCCACCAUGUUUUUGUUUUUUGUUUUUUUUGCAUGAAAAUGUUGCAUUUGUUGAUUAAAAAAAAGUGUAUUAUUUGAAAUACAACAUUUCAAUGAUUUUUGGGGGUCUGAAUAUUUUUCUAAGCAGCUGUUGGUUUAGAAAAUUGUACAAUAGUCAAAUGAUUGUAAAAUGAAGAAUACCAGUUAUGGGAGAAAGCACACUUUUUGGAACUGUAUUUUUUAUUAUUUAACUGCUUGUGUCAUUGUUUUGUAAUAGAACAAUUAUAACAAUU